AUGGUGCGUUACCCCACUGUGGAGGUACGUGCUGAGACCUUCAACGGGUCAACACAUGUGCCUGUACCAUCCAACAGUGCUUUUGUUAAAGCUCUGCUGUUUGAACUGAGACUCCCAGAUGACCACAUUUUUGUGGAGCACCAAGAUACUUGUACUCAAAUCAAUAAUUCGUCAGCGUAUUCCGUUCGCACCGAAGGAGGGGACCUCUGGCCUAUCCUUGCUUUUCAGAAGAGUGGUCUGAUAUGUGCGUGUCUUUCACUAGUUGAGGAUACCUGGGAGCCACAGCCACCCCUCCUCACUGUUCUUGGGCUUUUGCAAGAUCUGGCUCUUCUGUUGGGCAUUGUGGACUACAUCUCUCCAAGUCGGAAAAAUGAAGCUGAGAUGACUGCAAAAAUAGCCCAGCUUUGAAAUCUGCUUAUCCAGGCCUGUCCCCUUGGCACCCCCUUAAACACAAACAUUCGCAGCUUAAGCAGCUCGUUUGAUGACAUUCAGGAGACGCCUCAGAUGAGAACCCAACCAGCUUGGAGAUCCAACACUUACAAAGGCAAACCUCAGCUUAAUGUCUGUAUCACUGAAAAGGUCAAGUGUGUGCAGUAUGACAAGGGAGAUUUUGUGGGCACGUGGCAAGUUUAUGGAGCUGUAAACUGCAAGUGUGACAUAGAGGCGUCUGCACCAAACGUAACCCUCAGCUUGGAUAUCCCAACUAAUGGUCCUCCUCUCCAAGAUAUCAUGGUACAUCACUGUGUGACCUCUGUUGACCCUGCCAUGCUGCUGUCCAGCAGUGCUGAGCCACUGGAUGAUUCCAUGUACAGUGGACCUUACAACUUUCCUUUCAUUCCUCCUUCAGAUUCAUUCAACUUGUGUUACUACACUUCCCAGGUUCCCGUUCCACCAAUUUUGGGAUGUUACCAACUCAUUGAAGAGGGAUCACAGUUUAAAAUUACUGUUAAUUUAAAACUUCAUGAAAGCAUAAAGAAUUCUUUUGAGUAUUGUGAAGCUCGUCUGCCUUUUUUCAACAGGGGCCAAAUCACUCAAUUAGAGUACAAAGCUAGUUAUGGCCAACUGGAUUUGUCACAAGAGAAGAGCCUUGUGGUUUGGAUGCUGUUUCUGGCUUUAGGACAGAAGUUCCCUAAGUCUUUGGGAGUUUCCCUGACAGGAACUGUGUCUUUUGGCACUGCAGGCAAAGAGCACCCAACGGAUUAUGUUUGCACUGGGAAUACUGCUUAUGUGAAAAUGUAUUUUAGGAUCCCAGAUUUCACACUUACUGGAUGUUAUGUAGACCAGCAUUCUAUUCAGAUCUUUGCACCAGGAAAACCCAAAAUUACUGCAUCCCAAGAACUAAUUUCUUCUGAUGACUACACCUGGAAUUCCAAAGCACCAGCACCUAUGGUGUACAAAGCCUCAUUGGAUUAA
Messenger RNA from Chaetura pelagica (chimney swift), 1413 nucleotides. It is a transcript of the gene AP5M1, whose product is annotated as adaptor-related protein complex 5, mu 1 subunit. Gene Ontology annotation, biological process: endosomal transport. The record is from RefSeq and is a predicted model, not a curated record. Gene Ontology annotation, cellular component: AP-type membrane coat adaptor complex; lysosome; late endosome. Lineage: Eukaryota; Metazoa; Chordata; Aves; Apodiformes; Apodidae.